This is a messenger RNA of Osmia bicornis bicornis, 790 nucleotides long. It is a transcript of the gene zetaCOP, whose product is annotated as coatomer subunit zeta-1. The transcript has 5 exons. The coding region runs from base 106 to 711 and encodes 201 amino acids. The record is from RefSeq and is a predicted model, not a curated record. Gene Ontology annotation, cellular component: COPI vesicle coat. NCBI's taxonomy places the organism in Eukaryota, Metazoa, Arthropoda, Insecta, Hymenoptera, Megachilidae. Gene Ontology annotation, biological process: retrograde vesicle-mediated transport, Golgi to endoplasmic reticulum; intracellular protein transport; intra-Golgi vesicle-mediated transport.
UUUUUUUAAAUAGUCGUCAUACGUUUUUUUAUACAGAUCUCACAGUAAUGUGCACCUCUUAAUAAUAUAUUCUUGAUGUAAGUAUUGUUUCGUGCAAACUUAAUCAUGAAUCGUGGUGGAUCAUCAAAAGUCGCGCAACAUAACCUUUCUCCGAUGCCUCAAAGUGACCAGGAACGCGAUUUUCAACAACGCGAACCGACGCUUUACACCGUUAAGGGUAUGGCCAUCCUGGAUAACGAUGGCAACAGAAUAUUAGCUAAAUAUUAUGACAAAAAUGUGUUUCCCACGUCAAAGGAGCAAAAAACAUUUGAGAAAAAUCUUUUCAAUAAAACCCACAGAGCAAAUGCAGAAAUUAUUAUGUUGGAUGGUUUAACCUGUGUUUAUAGGAGUAAUGUAGAUUUAUUCUUCUAUGUUAUGGGAAGCUCACACGAAAAUGAGCUUAUCUUGAUGAGUGUCCUAAAUUGUUUAUAUGAUUCAGUUAGUCAGAUCUUGAGAAAAAAUGUUGAAAAAAGAGCUGUUCUAGAUAGCUUGGACAUAGUUAUGUUAGCAAUGGAUGAAAUUUGUGAUGGAGGAAUUAUUCUUGAUGCUGAUGCCUCGAGUGUUGUUCAGAGGGUAGCAUUAAGGACUGAUGAUAUUCCACUUGGAGAGCAGACAGUUGCACAGGUUUUGCAAUCUGCAAAGGAACAACUGAAAUGGUCCUUGUUGAAAUAAAUUUCGUGCAUUAAAAUUGUACUGAAUAUACAUGUAUGUAUAAAAUUAAUAUUUUAAAAUAUAAAAAUAACAAAUUUCA